AUACAUAGUAAGAGGACGACAUUAUUUUUUUAGGUUUGACAACAAGAAGUUUUACCCGAGAGCGUAAUACGUUGUAAAGUUGAUAGGACAAUGUUAUUACUUUGGUCGAAAAAGACACAUUUUUUUCGAAAACUAUUUGUUAAUUUUAACACAUGCUUUCCUCCAUCUACAUUAACAGUGUUUCGGAAACUAUGUUCAGAAAUUGAAAGUAACUUUAGUAAGUCUACUUCAUUAUCUUUCUCCGCAGCGAAACAUGGGUCGUUCUACCAAACUCCGCCUAAACUAAGCAAUCAGUAUCUAGAGGAUACGUCUUUACUGAGAUACCUGAAAAGAACUCUUCCUCAGGAGGUGUUUGAGAAAGUUAACAAGGACUUAUUAGAAUUUGGAGAAGCUAUAGUUGCAAAUAUUGACCAGCUAAGUAAACAGUGUGAAGCUCUUCCUCCACAGUUAAUUAUCUAUAAUGCAUGGGGAAAACGAGAAGAGAAAUUAUGGACUUGUGAUGCAUGGAAGAAAAUGCAUAACCUAAGUGCUAAAGAAGGCCUAGUUGCAAUAGGUUAUGAGAGAAAAUUUGGAGAAUUUAGUCGCCUGUAUCAGAUGGCCAAACUUUACUUGUACGCUCCCUCCUCAGGACUGUACACUUGCCCUUUAGCUAUGACAGAUGGUGCUGCCAAAACUAUAGAGACCUUAGGUCUCACUCAUCCUGUGUUUGUUGCGGCCUAUUCUCGACUUGUGUCUCGAGAUCCCAAAUUCUUCUGGACAUCUGGUCAGUGGAUGACUGAAAGACAGGGUGGAUCUGAUGUUGCUGGAGGUACAGAAACAGUUGCUUUUCCUCAAAAUGAUGGAACAUUUAGACUUUUUGGUUACAAGUGGUUUUCUUCAGCAACUGAUGCCAAUAUUGCUUUAACACUUGCUCGUAUUGCAGAUAGCCAAGGGCAAGUCAUACAGGGAACAAAAGGAUUAACUAUGUUUUAUCUAGAGACAUGCUUACCAGAAGGAGGCUUGAAUAAUUUGGAAAUGGUUCAGCUGAAAGAAAAGUUAGGAACUCGUCAACUACCAACAGCAGAACUCUUACUGAAAGGAACAGUAGCUUAUAGGAUGUCUGAGGCUGGAAGAGGAGUGGCAGAGAUAUCAAACAUGUUGUCCAUGACUAGGAUUCAUAAUGCCAUUGCUGCUGUUGCAAGCAUGAGGAGGAUCUUGAAUUUGGCCAGAGAUUACAGUUUCAAGCGCAUAGCUUUUGGAAAACUCAUUAUUAAUCAUCCUUUGCAUAUGCACAUCUUGGCUUCCUUGGAGACAGAAGUUCGGGGGUCUCUCCUGUUUCUAUUAGAGAUAAUCCAUUGGCUUGGAAAGCUUGAAAAUGGUAAAGCUACAGACACAGAAACCUUGUUGUUUAGAAUGUUAACACCAGUUUUGAAACUGUUUACAGCAAAACAGGCUGUUGCUGUGGUUUCUGAAGGAUUGGAGGCAUUUGGUGGACAAGGAUACAUGGAAAAUACUGGACUUCCUGGAAUCCUAAGAGAUGUUCAGGUUCUGCCAAUAUGGGAGGGAACAACCAAUAUCCUGUCCCUAGAUGUUCUUCGUAGUAUCUCCAGAAGUAACAAAGAAGUAUUGAAAGCAUAUUAUCAUGACAUAUUGGAGAGAACAGAGAUGGCCAAGUCUAUAGAAUACUUAAAAGAGUCGUAUGCUAUGGUCAUUGGGUCUCUAAAUACCGUUCUUCAGUUUGUACAGAUUAAUCCUGACAAGUUAGAAGUUGCAGCACGUGAUUUUGCCUACAGCUUAGCUAGAGUGUUUAUAGGUGCCUUACUGCUUCAGCAAGCAAGUUUACCUGAUGCCACUCAACAAGAAAUUAUUGUGGCUGUUAGGUGGUGCUACCAAGACCUUACCCUCGGUAUAGGCAGUCAACAAAAUUGCUAUUCUGAAAGUGCUAUAAAGGCUGACAUUGAUUUGGUUACAGAUGGCUAUAAUAAGAAAAGCUAAAGCUUACUGAUGUAAAUCAGAUGAAAACUCUGAAAAAAUACGAUACGUCAAACUUUUCAGAUAAAUAUUUUAAAAGCAAAAUUUCUUAGUUAUGUAUGAUUUGGUGGAAUUCUGGUUUAAAUAAUGAGUGUUAUAAACUUUUGAAAAAUUGCUAACUUUUGUAGUUUUUUUAAUAAAACAUCAA
This is a messenger RNA of Limulus polyphemus (Atlantic horseshoe crab), 2158 nucleotides long. RefSeq names its product acyl-CoA dehydrogenase family member 11-like. Lineage: Eukaryota; Metazoa; Arthropoda; Merostomata; Xiphosura; Limulidae. The record is from RefSeq and is a predicted model, not a curated record. Bases 91 to 1974 code for a protein of 627 amino acids. The transcript is spliced from 13 exons. Gene Ontology annotation, molecular function: oxidoreductase activity, acting on the CH-CH group of donors.